Molecule: messenger RNA, 264 nt
Organism: Colletotrichum destructivum
Lineage: Eukaryota; Fungi; Ascomycota; Sordariomycetes; Glomerellales; Glomerellaceae
Exons: 1
Coding region: 1-264 (87 amino acids)
Source: RefSeq, a predicted model, not a curated record
AUGCAAGCUCUUCGAAAGACGGACGAGUCGAGACCCUCAAAUCGGACCAAAUCGGGAGGUAUCCAUCUCGUGACGACCUACGAAACGUUACACGAACGCCUCCCCUAUACCGCUGGCGGCUGCUGCAAAGGUACAUUGACUACCCUGCUUGAGGUACCUUGCCGCAGCAGUCCAAAUGGUUUCACGAAUGCCGAGAUGGUCCAGAAGGAGACCAACCUCAUCGAGAGCAACGAGCUCGAGCUUGGCGUCGUCAAAAAGAAAUGA